Penicillium olsonii is the source of this 978-nucleotide messenger RNA. NCBI's taxonomy places the organism in Eukaryota, Fungi, Ascomycota, Eurotiomycetes, Eurotiales, Aspergillaceae. The record is from the annotation of a GenBank genome assembly.
AUGACACAGACAAAACCCCCAGUCCAGCGUGUAUGGGCCUCCCUCAUCACCAACCUCUCUUAUCUCCCGGGCCUAUUAACUCUUCACCACUCCCUCAACCACCCAUCUCCAGACUCUCAUACCGCAGCAUCCUCGCCCACCGCAGCCCAACCUACAAAAUAUCCAUUCAUAGCCCUCUACACCUCCACCUUCCCACCAGAAGGCCUAGAAGUCCUCCGAGCCCGCGGCAUCCCGGCGCAAUUGGUUCCCUCCGUGACACCAGCCAUCACAAGAAAGUACGCGCAAGACCCGCGCUUUGCCGAGACAUGGAACAAGCUCAUUGUCUUUUCUCUGGAGGAAUAUGCCCGCAUCGUACUCCUUGACGGCGACAUCCUAGUUCGGCGGAACAUGGACGAGCUCAUGGAACUACCACUGGACGAGGAACGGGUUUUCGCAGCGGCGCAUGCUUGCGCCUGCAAUCCCAUGAAGAAGUCUCACUACCCUGCUACUUGGGUUCCCGAGAACUGCGCAUACACAACGCAGCAUUCGGCGGCGGCGACAGCGCAGAAUACGGCACCGCCUGCCGGGGCUGGAGUUGGAAUGCUCAAUAGUGGCGUGCUUGUUGUGCGCCCUUCUGCCAGGCACUAUAGUGAGAUAACGUCUGCGCUGCAGCAGAUCGAGCGCAUCGAGAAGUACGAUUUCCCGGACCAGGAGCUGCUGUCGGAUGUCUUCUUGGGGCGAUGGAUUGCGCUUCCGUAUGUGUAUAAUGCGCUGAAGACAUUGCGUAUGCAAGGGGUGCAUGAUGCGAUUUGGAGAGAUGAUGAAGUGCGGGCUGUGCACUACAUAUUUGCGACGAAGCCUUGGCAUGAGAGACACAAGGAAGGGGAGACCCAAGGGCUCGAUGAGACGGGGAUUUGGUGGUGGAGGGCUAAUUGGGAGAGAAUGGCGAGGGAGAGGAAGGCUGGCGUUGAAGACCAAUUCACUCGAUCGUUGACUUGA